Molecule: messenger RNA, 4454 nt
Organism: Neofelis nebulosa (Clouded leopard)
Lineage: Eukaryota; Metazoa; Chordata; Mammalia; Carnivora; Felidae
Product: E3 ubiquitin-protein ligase RNF113A-like
Exons: 7
Coding region: 884-1969 (361 amino acids)
Biological process (GO): snoRNA splicing
Cellular component (GO): U2-type spliceosomal complex
Molecular function (GO): metal ion binding
Source: RefSeq, a predicted model, not a curated record
GUAAUCCAAGCCCGGGCAUGAAGUUUAGGAAACCAUGACCUCUGCCUUGGCUUCCUCAUCCUGUCCAGUCCAGGAGCUUUAUGCAGUCAGAGCUUUGUGGCAUGGCAGCUUUGAGAUGGCAGAUCUACAGUGACGGUGCUACCAACACUGCAAGUUAGAUCACCUCUAUCUCAUGUUGGGGUGUUGCCCUUAUAUGAAUGAUCCUAAAUGGCUCCCCUACAUCCAUGAUCCAGAAGGGAAGAGAAAUGCUGAAACAAACAGAAUCCUCCAGAAAUCCAUUACACUAAAAACACCGAAGUUUGAGAACUAAAAUUUGCUGUGGAACUCCGCUGCUAUAGAAUAAACACAUUCAACUCAACAGGGAACACAAAGAGCCUACCUGCUAUUAGUCUUUGUAAAUGACCAGCCAAAAAGAAGUAGGACGGUUUUCCUAACAGGUUUAGAAAAGGAAAAAUCUUAACUCAACUGAAUCCUCCUACGAAUACCAAAGGCCUCUAGCUGGGAAAGCAAAGAUACCUGAAGCGAAGACCUGCACAAGAGAGGGGGGUGGGGAACAGAGAAAGUCACUUCUCAGCACCGAAGAGGAAAGUGCUGACCCAGCGCGGGGCACUGGGACUCAGAGCCCAACUCCAGAGCAGAUGGCCGCUGCACAUUCACAUUAAUCACGCAGCUUCCUGCAUGUCAGCCAGGAUCAUCCAUAAAUGUCCCAAGAUGCAGCAGAGGGCAGAGAAGUGUGGUGGCUCUGGCAAAAGACUGAGGCUCUGAGACCACAUCUGGAUUUCUGUUUAGACACUUAAGAAGUCGUGACAUCCAGAGCAGCAACCUAGCCCCUGCACUCCUGGUGAGCCUUCAGGAGACUCAGGUCCUGUCUUUUCCCUCUGAGAUGGCUGGUACUCAAGCACACCACAGCCGUUCUGGAGCUUGGGACUCUAAAAUGGCAGAGCAGCUUUCUCCGGGAAAGACGACAGACCAGGUGUGUACCUUCCUCUUCAAAAAGCCUGGUAGACAAAAAGGGGCUGCAGGCUGCAGAAAGCGCCCCAUCUGCAACCAGGAGUCUGGAGACGGCAGCAGCAGCAGCAGCAGUGACGAAGGCAGCACAGUGGUUCGCCCGGAAAACAAGCGGGUGAUCCACAAUCCGAUGAUACAGAAGACCCAUGGUGGUGGUAAACAGAGGGUGGCUGCUCUGUUGAGCAGCAAGGAGGAGGAGACCGAGCCUCAGAGCCUUGGCAUGGUGUACAAGUCCACCCGCUCAGCAAAGCCUGUGGGACCAGAGGAUAUGGGGGCGACUGCAGUCUACGAGCUAGACACAGAGAAGGAGCGUGACGCACAAGCCAUCUUUGAGCGCAGCCAGAAGAUCCAGGAAGAGCUAAGGGGCAAGGAAGAUGACAAGAUCUAUCGGGGGAUCAAUAAUUAUAAGAAAUACAUGAAGCCCAAGGAUACGUCUAUGGGCAAUGCUUCCUCCGGGAUGGUGAGGAAGGGCCCCAUCCGAGCUCCCGAGCAUCUUCGUGCCACUGUGCGCUGGGAUUACCAGCCCGACAUUUGUAAGGACUACAAGGAGACCGGCUUUUGUGGCUUUGGAGACAGCUGCAAGUUCCUCCAUGACCGUUCAGAUUACAAGCAUGGGUGGCAGAUCGAACGUGAGCUUGAUGAGGGUCGCUAUGGUGUCUAUGAGGAUGAAAACUAUGAAGUGGCAAGCGAUGAGGAGGAGAUACCAUUCAAGUGUUUCAUUUGUCGCCAGACCUUCCAGAAUCCAGUUGUCACCAAGUGCAGGCAUUAUUUCUGCGAGAGCUGUGCACUGCAGCAUUUCCGCACCACCCCUCGCUGCUAUGUCUGUGACCAGCAGACCAACGGUGUCUUCAAUCCAGCGAAAGAAUUAAUGGCUAAGUUGGAGAAGCAUCGACCUGCAGAAGAGGGUGGUGCUUCCAACUUCCCAGAAGAUCUAGAUGAGAGUCGAAUCCCCAUUACUUAGUUUUCCCAUUAUUCUCAUACCUCAAAAUAAAUAUUUUGUGCUAAGCAACUGAUUUGAAAAUGAGUACAGUAAGAGGGUAGGAAAAAAAAGAGGCCGAGGGACAUGCUAACCAUACUCUUGAAUCAGAACCUUUGCAGUUGCUGUUCCCUGUGUUUCUGGGACACUUCACCCUCAGAAUUCUCUAUGACUCACUCCCUCACAUUCUCCUGGUAUCCAUGCAAAUGUCAUCCAUUUAAGUGAGGACCUCACUGACUGCCUUAUUUAAAAUAGCAACACCAAUCCUGUCCCUAUCACUGUCUAUCCUCCUUCCUCUGUUUUUUCUCCAUAGAAUUUAUCACUGUCUGGUAUAUAUUUACUUGUUAUUUGCUUGUUUCUCUCUCUUCUCACUAGAACAUAAGCCCUGUAAAGAAUUUUGUUCCCGUUUCACUGCUGUGAUCACAAAAUAUCUCCCACCCCAACCCUGCAAAUACUUGACACACAGUAGGUUCUCAAUAUAUUUUUUAAAUGAACGAAUGAAAGAACAAACCAGAAAAAAGAGAUAAAAGGGAACAGCUAAUGAAGUAGGAGGAAAACCUGGAGGUAUCUCAGAAGCUAAAACAAAAAAAAGGUUUGGAAAUGGAAUAUGGUCUAAUAUGUUAAAUGCUGCAAAAGGGUCCAGGAAGAUGAUAAAGCAACAAAUGCAUUACAUUUGGCAUUAUGAGAGUAACUGAUGUUGACAAGAGGAGCAGUUUCGGUAUAGUGGUUAGGACAGGAGUCAGAAUUAUUAAGGGUGAGGCGAUACUAGGAGAUAAGGAAGUGGAAAUAGAGGCAGUAGGUAACGAAUUUGAGAAAAGCUGCUGUGAAGAAAAGUACGGGUAUAAGGCAGUUCAUAAAGAGGAAUAUGAGAUGAAGGAAGGGUGUAUUAUUUGCUCUGGAUUCUUAGUGGGGUAUUGAUUAUCUCCUGCCACAAUAUUGCUGGUUAACAAACAACCAUAAAACCUUAGUGGCAUUUGAUAAUACGCAAUUUUUAUUUCCCUGGCGUGGUUAGCUAGGUGGCUUUGCUUUACGUCUGGAAUUUGGCUGAUGUAGGCUGGCUUCAGCUGGGAUUACUUAAGUAUGUUCCACGUGUCUCUCAUCCUCCACCAGCCUAGUCUAGGCAUGUUCUCCUCGUGACACUGAGCCACAAUACCUAAGCGGAAAUGGGCAAGUUCUCUUGCCAGUUCAGAACCAGGACACUGUCACUUUGUCUUCAUUCUCCUGACUAAAGCAAGCAAGAGGCCAGCUAGAUCCAAAGGAGAAGUAGUCCAGUUACUAUUGCUAUGAUGCAAACUGCCCUAAAACUUAGCAACGAAAAAUAACCAUGUUUUUAUCCUUAACAAUGUCUUUGGGUCAGGAACUCAGACAGGGCACAGUAGGGUUGGCUUUCCUCUGCCCCAUGAUGUCUGAAACCUCAGUUGGUGAGAUUCAAAGACUAGGGACUGGAAUCAUCUGGAGGCAUCUUUACUUGUGUUUGAUAGUGAUACUGGUUGUCAACUAGGACUACAGCUGGAGCUCUUGGCUGGAACACUAGCAUGUGUCUUCUCCAUGUGGGUUAGACUUUCUCACACCAUAACAGAAUAAUUGCUUCUUUCAUGGCAGCUCGGAACCCUGAAGGCUGAUAACCCAGUGUGUAAAGCACGAAGCAGGUCUUCUUUUAUUACCUGGUCUCAGAAGUCAAGCAGUGUCCCUUCUGAUGCAUUCUGCUGGCCACAAACCAAUUUUCAAGCCUUCUCCAGAUUUAAGGAGAGGAGGAUUAUACUCUACCACUUAAUGGAGGAGUGGUAAAUUUAGGAAAUGGAUGCAGGCACAUUUAUGAGUGGGAGGGGGAAGAAGAAAGAUGCAGUAGUUUACUUUCUAAUAUUAGUUGUACUUCAUUCGGUGUUGCUUGACCCUAUGUAUUCAUUCUACCUGAGAGCAGCCAACACAGACCAGAAGGUUCUUCACCCUACACGGAAAGAAAAUGUAUUUUUAACCUGAGACUGGAGCUCCCAGGAUAAAGAGUUUAUCCAAAUUGACUCCACCUACUCGAUUUUGAAGUUAAGUCCCUGAAGAUUCUUGGGCAUGGCUGCUGAAAAAGCUGCUUUACAUUUAAAAGUCUCAACAGAGAGUAUAAAAGCAAGUGUCAGCAGUCAUGUAUUAUAGGAGUUGGUUCUCAGUGUUUGACUCAGUGAUGCCCAGGGCCUUCUCCUGAGACAUUUCUAGGGUGGCUUUGGUGUCCAGAAACUUCAGUACAGCAAUGCUUUACAGACCAUGCUGAUUGCAGAUUAAUUUUGCGAAAACCUAUAAGAUAUUUCAGGUCUUUGAGUUAUUUGAGUAUUCAAUUUAAUUUUAGCCACAGAUGUUUAUAUAGGAUUUCUCUUAUUAUUUUAUUUGAUAUAUUUAAUUGUAAUGUGCCAUUAUUUCAAAUCACAUUUUGGAUAUGUUAAACCUAAACAUGUGGGAAAUAAAUGAAACUUUUAAAAGUAGA